AUGAUGCCCGACUGGCACAGCUCCCUGAUCCUCAUCGCCUAUAUCUUCAUCUUCCUCACUGGCCUCCCUGCCAACCUCUUGGCCCUGCGUGCCUUCGUGGAGCGGGUCCGCCAGCCCCAGCCUGCACCCGUGCACAUCCUCCUGCUCAGCCUGACCCUGGCGGAUCUGCUGCUGCUGCUGCUGCUGCCCUUCAGGAUCAUCGAGGCUGCGUCCAACUUCCGCUGGUACCUGCCUCAGAUCGUCUGCGCCCUCACGGGCUUUGGCUUCUACAGUAGCAUUUACUGCAGCACGUGGCUGCUGGCCGGGAUCAGCAUCGAGCGCUACCUGGGCGUCGCCUUCCCCGUGCAGUACAAGCUCUCCCGUAGGCCCCUAUAUGGGGUGAUCGCUGCUCUGGUGGCCUGGAUCGUGUCGUUUGGUCACUGCACUGUCGUGAUCGUUGUUCAGUACUUGAACUCAACCCAGCAGGUUGGAAAUAGAAACGAAAUAACCUGCUAUGAGAACUUCACCCAACAGCAGCUGGAGGUGGUGCUGCCCAUGCGGCUGGAGCUGUGUCUGGUCCUUUUCUUUAUCCCCAUGGUGGUCACCAUCUUCUGCUACUGGCGUUUUGUGUGGAUCAUGCUCACCCAGCCCCACGUCGGGACCCAGAGGCGGCACCGAGCUGUGGGGCUGGCUGUCGUGACGCUGCUCAAUUUCCUGUUGUGCUUCGGACCUUAUAAUUUGUCCCACCUGGUGGGAUUUUACCAAAGACAAAGCCCCCCGUGGCGGGUGGAGGCUGUGUUAUUCAGUUCGCUCAAUGCCUCUCUGGACCCACUGCUGUUCUAUUUCUCUUCCUCAGUGAUGCGCAGAGCUUUUGGGCAAGGGCUGAGGCUGUUGCGCAGCCGGGGCUCCUCCCUGCUGGGACGCAGAGUCAAAGAGACAGCAGAGGUGACUACUGGGGACAGGGGCAUGAAUCAAGGAGAGGGGAUGCCAAGUUCGGACUUCACCACUGACUAGAGAUUUC
Castor canadensis (American beaver) is the source of this 1000-nucleotide messenger RNA. Its product is annotated as free fatty acid receptor 2. Gene Ontology annotation, biological process: G protein-coupled receptor signaling pathway; cellular response to fatty acid. NCBI's taxonomy places the organism in Eukaryota, Metazoa, Chordata, Mammalia, Rodentia, Castoridae. Gene Ontology annotation, cellular component: plasma membrane. Gene Ontology annotation, molecular function: G protein-coupled receptor activity. The record is from RefSeq and is a predicted model, not a curated record.